CUCCCCGCUGCACUCGGAGGCCGGGGCUCGAACCCUGCUGGCACUCAUGGGGAUGCCGUGCCGUGCCGUGCCCCCCUCUACCCUCUCUAAGUGCAAUGACCAGGCAAAGGCCUCUGACCACCGUGCUAGCUGAUGUGUUUCAGAAGUAGUGUACAGCUCAGAUCUGCAGAGACAGGUUGUUGCCUACUAAUACAGAAGACAGGUCCUCCAGAGAGCACCAGCCACAGCAACUGUCCACCCUUGCAAAAAAGGUCUUCAUCAUGGCAUAUAAAGCAGCACAUUUGGCCUUUAAGUCGCGCUGGCACAAGACAGACGAAGAACUCUGUCGGCACAGUAUGUCCUUCAUCUUGCAUAAGGCGAUCCGAAAUGACUUCUUUCAGAGUUACCUUUAUCUGCUGGAAAAGCUUCCCCUGGUGAAACUUUACGCUUUGACAAGUCAAGUUAUCAAUGGGGAGAUGCAGUUCUAUGCCAGGGCCAAACACUUCUACCAGGAGGUGCCAGCCACAGAAGAGGGCAUGAUGGGAGACUACAUUGAGCUCUCCAAUACAGACAUUGAAUCCUCCAGGGAGUUUCUCAGGAAUUUUGUUGGGGGGGUGGGGAAAGCUGGAACGAACCGUGCCCUGGACUGCGGCUCUGGGAUAGGUCGUAUCAGCAAGCAUGUCCUGUUACCAGUUUUCAAGAGCGUGGAACUGGUGGAUAUGAUGGAGAAUUUUCUGGCUGAGGUCCCAAACUACCUGCAGGGCAAGGAGGACAGAGUAGAGAUGUAUUACUGCAAAAGCCUCCAGGAAUUCACUCCAGACCCACAAAGAUAUGAUGUCAUCUGGAUUCAGUGGGUUUCAGGAUAUUUGACAGAUAAAGAUCUCCUGGAGUUUCUCAUCCGGUGCCAGAAUGGCUUGAAGGAUAAUGGUGUUAUCAUUCUCAAGGACAAUGUAGCCAGAGAGGGAUGUAUCCUGGAUUGUCUGGAUAGUAGUGUGAUCCGAGACCUGGACAUCCUCCACAGCCUCAUUGAAAUGAGUGGACUCACCAUCCUACGGGAGGAGAGGCAGGAGGGGUUCCCUGAGCAGUGUGUCCCUGUCUGGAUGCUGGCCAUGCAGAAAGGCCCUGGCCAUUCCUGAUGGCACGGUGAGACUGCAGAGACUGGACAACGGAUGAACUGCAGGACUGGGAAGGAGAAGAGCAUCUACUAAAAUCCUCCUAACCAUGCACUGCUACUGCUAUGCUAGGGCAGCAACUACUAAAGGAUUGGGAGACAAUUACAAUUGAGCCUGCUUCUCCAGGGAAUAGUCUGCUUCUACAUCCUUCCUGCUUCAUCAUUCUCUCCACUUUUAAAAACCUUUCUAACAGCUCCUUGUCAGAUCCCUCUUUCAUGAAGAAGUCAAUACUGGACAAAACUCAACUAAUAGAAAAUAAUUGGGUCUGAAGUUUCUGUAGUGGCUAAUACAUUUUGGAGUGUUCUGUAUGAGGUGUUAAGAAAUAAGCCUGGUUUUUACUACAGCACUUAAAAAUCAUCUUGGAAUUUAAGAAGGAUCUGUCAGAUCACUGAGGCAGAAAAUUCAAAUAACUUCUGGAAAACCUAACCCAAAUUUUGACUGUCAUCACUAUCUGUACUUUAAAAUAUUUAAAGCAAAAAGGGAAAAUUUUUAAGGAAAUUUUUAUCCAUUUGUUUGCAUUAGCUAUGCAGUUUAUUUAUUCUUUUGCAUUUCUGUCAGUUUAGACAAUAAGACAACCUGGUUAAUUUUCCAUUUUUAGGAACUUUAUCCUCCUGAUGUUUCUGCCAUAGAACAAUAGUGGUGCAUAUGAGUUUUUGCACUCCAGGGGAAAACUUAAAUGACAAAUAUAUGCAUGUUUGCAUUGAAAUUUUGUGAAAAGAUUGCCCCACAAAUUACAUUCUGGAAAAUGUUUUUUCAAAAUGUUCACAGUGGAAACCACUUGAAAGCUUCUUUUUAUUAUUCAUACCACUGUAAAUUUCUUUCUUUCCCACAUUCAGAACAAGUCUGGCACCAUAUGCAGAGCUAAUGGGAUUUCAUGGGGUGUUAAUAGUAAGACUGUAAGAAGAACUAAUACAGUAUUGUAUUAAUUAACAACUGUACUAAACUGCAGAGGGUGUUAGUGUAACCCAAAAGCAUCUAUGAUUUAUAUUCAAACAGCAGCUGUAUAAGCCUGGAUUUGAAAAUACUAAUACACAUACCAUCUUCUGAAGGCUCACAGAAAUUACACAUUAAGCUUCUUGUCCUCUUCAUAUAGGUGCAGAAAGUGCUGUGGGAGGACAGAAGUUCAUUGUUCAAAAAAAAUCCAAAUUUGAAAUUCUGGUUCAUUCUGAAUGAAGGAGAACCACAGACUUUUCCAAGCUGAUUAAAACUUUUGUUCAGACAAGAUCAAACAUUUCUUUUGAAUUGGACCUUUAAAAUAAUUUGCACUUAAAAUACAAUUAAAUGCAGUAAAAAGCAAAUUAAAUAUGGCUUGUUCAAAGUUUUAGAAAUUAGUGAUAACAUUACAAUGGACUCUUCUGACUGUCAGAAUUUUUAUCAUGUUUUAUUCCCCUGAAAUGCAAUUCUGGCAAAACUUAUCAGACUUUUUAAAGAGUUCCAUUAUGACAAAUCUCCGUGUUCUGAUGGAAAGGGAGUUCUAUAAAACAUCCCUCACAUGACUGUAGGCAUAAUUGCCUGUGUCAAAUAUUGUCAUCUGCAUUAUAUUAACUCACAUAGAAGCCUGAAGAUAACAAGAUCAGGGAACCUCUCAGCUGGGUUUUAGUACACUUUGCCAUCCUUUGAUAGCAAAUCUCCAGUUUUGGUUUUAGUUGCAUAACUCUUCUCUAGCAAUAUGGUUGCAUAUGCUGAGAAUUUCCAAUUUAUGGCAGAGGGCUUCCUGAUGUCAAAUCUUAUCCAGCAAUUGUUCUCUUAAUGUGCCAUCACUAAUUGUAGCAUUAAGGAAAACAACCCUGGUGAUUUGGUGAAUAUUCUGGCGUGUCAUAUAACUUAGAAACCUAUGGUUCCCAUGACACAGAUGCUUCUGGAAUGUUUUGGCUGAUUCUUCCAUUCUAAUCAACUGGUAAUGGACAUAAAUUUAGUAUGUAACACUGUUAAAAACCCAAGGUGAACUCUUACAUUCUGGGAUUGUCCCCAGAACUAAGUGCUUCAUAUUCCCUUUCAGCUGAUACAGCUCUUUCAUUCUGCAGAGGCUGUAAAAGCUGAUGUGUUCUUUGUGUACAUAUGAGUGUGUGCAGAUACCUGAAGGAAACCCAGUCAUUUGUUUUACAGGAAAGAGGCAUCAGUCCUAUAGUUUGUAACUCUAGUUAGCUAUUGCAGGAGAAUAUUGAAUUAUCUUUUUCCAGCCAGAGACAUCUGCCAUGGUGCAGAAUACUUGGGGACUGCUGGAAAUCCUAGUACAAUGGUGUCUGCCAGGCAUAUCUGAAUCAUGUUGGUCACUACAAUGGUGAGAGUACAGCAUUGUGGAAAUAGGGUAGUAAACAAUUUAAUACAAAUCUAAACAAACAGCUGUGACAUCUCACAGGGCAGAAUAUAUCAACUGUUCACUUACACAACAGAGUGGGUGCAUUUCAGUAAUGAGAGAUGUGGUUCCAAGAUGGAUAUAGAAUGUAAUGUGGUUUAGGAUGAAAGGUAGAAUAUAAAUGACUGGUAUUGUUAUCAAUGCAAUACAUUUUUCAAGGUAAAAAUGUUCUUCCUGUAUUUUGUACAUCUUUCCUAUUUGAAUUUCCAGAAUAGAUGUACACAAACAUAUAAUGAAAAUGGGUUCCCUUAACUAUGUAAGAAUAGAGACAAGUAAAAUCUUAAUUUAGUAGAAAAACCCAUAUUUCAUGGUUCCCACAUUCCUGGAAAUUAAUGUUUCAUGGCUAUGUUGCUUCCACAGUAAAAUAUUAAAGCUUUUCUGGUGACAUAAUGAACCUCAAGAGUAAAAGAAACACAAGCCCUUCAGGGCCUUAUAUGCAUGAGAUUGCUGCAGACUGAAUAAUAUUUUGGUUUCCUCUUUUCCAAGAUAUAUUUUAAUUCAAGAACUCCCAGUCAACCAGUAGCCCACCCUUAAAUGCUCAUGAAUACAAGUAAGGUCUGGACUUUACUAUAUUAUAUAAUAAUAAUGAAUCACAAACUUGAAACAGAAGAUCUUGCUUAAAAAUCAUCUAUAUAUCGGUUGCUCUUUGGUGUUCAAAGAUUGGAUAAUCAACUCAGUUGCUCUGCCUCAACUUUCAGGUUAUUUAAACCAUGCAUUUAAUGAAGCCUUUAGCUCAUCAGAUUGCAGUGGGAGUUUGAGUCCCCUUUGUUUGGUGUUCAUUUAGGACUUGUUCCCAAUCUCAGUAUUACCAGAAGUUUAAUCCAAGCUCAAGACACUGACUGAGGCAAAGUUCACAGAACAUUCAGGGUCCUUCAAGCUCAAACCCUCAUUCACCACUGAAGCUAGUUAGAGAAAUACCCAAUUAGUCCUUCAAUCAGUUGUUUCUCACAUGCAACCACUACUCAAGUAAAUGCUUAGCCCAAGUGCAUUAAAGACUGCUUCUGCCAUGUCACCACAAAAGCUCCUGGUAAUGCUUGGUUUCCCCAUAUCAGGUCCUGUGCUUCUAUUCUGUGUGAUGGAAAGACAGAUUAUUAUCUUUAUUAUAUGAAUGUGAGGUUCCUUGCAAAGAGAUUGUCAAGCCCUGACAGUAGCCUUCAAAUGCUACUGUAACCUGAAGAAAAUGUAAGGAAGCAAUUAUUACAGUGGUCUGAACAGUUAUCCCAACUGUGCAGCUCCAGCAACCACCAAAGCUCAAGCUGUUUGUGUUCCGAAGGCAACUCAGACAUUACAAAUGUCUUUUCAUUCCUAAUUGGAAGAGAGAGCCAUCAUCCUGAAAAUAUAUCACUGAAUGGAUGUUCUAAAAUACUUUGUUUCAGAAAUGCUGAAAUGAUCAUAUCAGAUAUUUUUAGUUUGACCUUCUUGUUUGGAUGUUUAUAUAAUCUAGUCUAAACUGACAUGUUAUGUGAGAUGAUAAUGUAAUACACUAUAUAGUAUUGUAAUAGUUGAAAUGAAACAUGAGUUGCCUACAGAAUACGCUAAUAAAAUCGUACAUUUCCCUGCCCCCAAAUUUAGUGAAACAAGUCUACAAUUUCCAGAGGAGACAGAGUGACAGUAAUUUCAAGAGGAGCAGUUCUGACAAGAAGUAUUUGCCCAAGCUCUUUUUCUCCAGCCAUUUCCCAUCCAUUCAGGCAGCUUGCAGUGUGCCUGGCCUAGGGAGCAGCCACUUUAGGCUCUUUGACAGGCAGGAAGAAGAAACUGGCACCUCCAGAGCAAUUCAGACCACCUCAGAGCUGAACUGGCUUGAAAUAAGAGUCUCCUCUCUCCCUGGUGGUUGUACAGUGGGAAUGAAAGCACAUCCUUGUUACAACCAAUUCAGUAUCUUUAUUGUUAAUGUCAAACAAAAGUGCAGUAUGAUCUGAGGAGCUGUGACUGUCAAAACCAGAAAAAGGCAUGGACUUGGAUAAUCAAACACCCAUUAAAAAUCAAAAUCACGGUACUGGGGCACUACAUUAAUGGGAGCAAUAUCACUGCAUAUUGCCAGCUGACAAAAGCUUUGCCAGUUACACUGAGUACCAUGAGUACCUUUAUGCCAUUCACUUGUUUUUUCCAUUCUCUUAAUCGGGGCUCCCCAGAGCGUUUACAAUGGCAUAUCAGACAGUAGGCCUGUCCACAGGAACUUGGCUGUUAUGUGUGAUUAAAACCAGUUGUGUUGCAUCCCAUCCCUCUUCUCUUCCUUUGAUGCUUCUUCCAACUUGCCAAGAAAAUCCCUCCUCCACUUGCCAAAAAUGAUUUGUUCUCUGUGGACAUCACCACAUCUUAUUGAAGUAAAACAGAUUACCUUUGAUUUUAAGAGGAGGUAAUUCUGUUUAUCUGAGAGAAAUAACAACACGCUGUAUUUCAAACAUACAGGUUAAUACCCAUCUCUUUCAAUUGAUGUCAAGUAGGCACUCCCAGACCUUUGUACCAAUCAAAGCUCACAUUCUCAUCAUCACCAUAAAUAAUGGUAUUUGUAUGAUACUACACAUCCCUAGACCUUGAAGCAUGCAUGUUCGAGACAAGGAAACUGAGGCACAGAAGGGUGAUCUGGGACACAUUACAGCUUUACCUAAAUGGUAUCUGUGAGUGAUUAACACCUCCACAAAUCAGGCCACUACUGGAAUUACAGAGAGUUUUGUAGGCAGGUAUAAACUUAUUGUGGUCGUACUUGGAGCAGAUAGAUUGAAACAGCAUGGCUGUGGCUAGCCUGCUUAUUAGGCUAGCCUGAUACAUCCUGCAAAGACAGGGCUCAGGCUGAACGUUGUGCUCAGGAACAUAAACAGCUUCUAUUCCUUCAAAGCAUUGGAAGAACAACCUUCUGCAUAUCUGCAGCAAAAAUAAAGACAGAAAAUUGGUGGAAAGUCUCUCUACCCUGUAUCUCUUUUCCAAAAAUGUUGAAUUUGCAGGCAUUUCAACCUGUUGUGGUAUUUUCAAGAUCCUGAGACUAAGGUUUUUAGAGGUAU
This is a messenger RNA of Athene cunicularia (burrowing owl), 6506 nucleotides long. RefSeq names its product methyltransferase like 11B (gene NTMT2). Gene Ontology annotation, biological process: N-terminal protein amino acid methylation. Lineage: Eukaryota; Metazoa; Chordata; Aves; Strigiformes; Strigidae. Gene Ontology annotation, cellular component: cytoplasm. Bases 261 to 1115 code for a protein of 284 amino acids. The record is from RefSeq and is a predicted model, not a curated record. Gene Ontology annotation, molecular function: N-terminal protein N-methyltransferase activity. The transcript has 6 exons.